AGACCCUUCCUUGACAGGCGUGCCAUAAUCCAACAUGGAGGAUGAUCAGACAACGUCCGCGACACAAACUCGUUGUUGUAGUUGCAGUUGCUGUGAUAUUCUCUGGAUCGUAACCACAAAGGAGGGAUGGCCAAAGCUCAUUGAAGCAAUCAUGACGUUUCUAACCUUCGUCAUUUGUGCCGCUUUUCCCUUCACCGACAAACCAGAGUAUGAGUUCCUGAUCUUCGUCGCCACAACUUUGUUCAUUUUGAUGGUAUUGUACAUCAUCCUUGGCACGACUCAUCUACUUGAGAAGCUACCUCCAGCCCUGAGACAUCCCAUUCUUGGCGUGGUGUUCUGCUUUUUUGCUUUCUUGACCCUGCUGAUCGGUUCUGGAAUCGUGUUUGCAAGAGGCUCAGACUUUCACAUUCGCACUUUGGAGGCUGCGGGGAUUUGCGGUUUCAUUUCAUCAGGACUAUUCUUUUUUGAAGGUGUUUACUACUUCAUCCUCUAUCGCCGAGCACCAAGACGGCACGCAGAGCAAAAAAUACCUCAAGAAGAACAACCUGGUGAUGUUCUGCAGCCUUCCAAACCCGAGUACUGACUCGUUCUUGAGAGGGAACUUUAUUGGUAAGUAUAAACCAUGUCGCGAGAGUUUAUAUAAUUAGUUUCAGGCACUAGCGAUAGCCCUGGAGGACGUUGGGCAAUCAAAACAAGUCGAAUGAACUAAUUUAGAAGUGGAACACAAUGUCAAACGCUUGAAACUUUGCGUUUCUUCAAAAUGCUAUAUUAACCAGAAAAAAUUGUCCCACGUCAUUUUCCCGCUUGAGCAAACCUGCAUUUUCCGGGGGGUACACGCAGCUGAAUCCCUUAGGAGGGUAAUCAAAAGAGUUUUGUAUGGGGAGGCUCUGCCCGGAGGUCCAAUCCCUUACCCUUUUAUAUACCAUUUUUGAUGGAAAAGGUACCCCUCUCAUAUGCAUCACAUUCACAAAUGAUACCCCUAAAAAACUAGUUUAGAACUCUGCGUCCCUUUUAUCCGUUGUUUUCAAUAAUGAAUAGCCCACAAAACCAGGAUGUUUUCUUGACUUUUUGGCAGCCUAAUAAGGUUAGCUCUUUUGGGUUUUUUUACAGACCAAAAUGACAGAGGGUCCACAAUAGGUUUGGCGGGAUGUGGGAUUUGGCUAUUUUUUGUGGUGAUACUCGGGAUGCAAGCUAAAAAAAGGAGCAAGAGGCGGGAAUUUUGAGAAUGAGCCGGAGCGGGAUUUCCUAUUUUUAUUGGGUUGGGAUGCGGGAAUCGUAAGGGAAAAGUAGCUGUAUACGGCAAUUAAGUUUUGUCAUGACAACAUUUUGACUCUUUUGUGUACACAGCCCUUGUACAAGGAUCUACUUGUCGUCAAGGAAAUGAAGCCUGUCAAAUUUAUCCAUUAUUACCUUAGCGUGUUUUUGUCUUAUUCCGGUACUUUUUAAAGACGGCGUGCGCAAACAGUCAAAGGAGAGGUCCGAGUGAGGCCAAAAAACGAAUUAGACUAGGCACUGAGACG
Porites evermanni is the source of this 1520-nucleotide messenger RNA. Lineage: Eukaryota; Metazoa; Cnidaria; Anthozoa; Scleractinia; Poritidae. The record is from the annotation of a GenBank genome assembly.